This is a messenger RNA of Parnassius apollo (apollo), 1554 nucleotides long. The record is from the annotation of a GenBank genome assembly. NCBI's taxonomy places the organism in Eukaryota, Metazoa, Arthropoda, Insecta, Lepidoptera, Papilionidae.
AUGCUGUGUUAUUUUCGCCGUGCGUUGCGUAACGUUGUAAAGGACGCAGAUCCUCAUUCUGCUAGCCUUUUGAAAACGGCACUCGGUGAUACCAUGGGCGCCCACUUGAGAAAGGAAAUAUUACCAACAGCGAGAUUUUCAUACUACGCUGGUUACGUUCCUUAUAAAUCUGUUAAAGAAUUGCAUGACUUUUUAGAACACAUAAAGUUACUUUUAAACACUCAAGGCUUAGGAUGGGCCCGGCCUGAUCCUGUUCCUCAAUGGAGUAAUUUAACUGUUGUCAAGGUUUUCACAGGAUACGGUAAACUAGUGAACCCGUGCUCGUGUUUGGUUACAAAGAGAGACACAAACUCUUGCAUACAUUUGCCGAAGCCGAAACUAGACGAUGAAUUUGAACCUUCAGCAAUCGCUUUGCCUUUUAAAUUCGGAGGAUUCGUUAGCUUGACAUCACCCGGCUCAGAAAAUAUUUUGCUAAGAUAUUACACGACUGCGACAAGAUGUAUCUUGCGUAAAUCACCUAAACCGUGCAGGCAUAUCGAUUUUUUGAACUUCAAUAAUGAAUUAUGGCAUUGGAUGAAAAGAGACGUAGCUCCACAUCUUAUGGAUGAAAAACUUUACUCGGCUUAUGGAGGUAUCUUACGUGUUGCCGCCGCAGUCCAAAGCUACGGUAAAGGUCUUUCUCGGCGUAACCUCUUUGAAGACGAAAAUCAUGGAGUUUUAAAAUGGCAUCCUUGGAAAACUCUUACCGAAACGUAUAUAUACAUGGAUCCAGACUGGAGUCCGAAAUUGUACGUAGUGUUGGUUUUAUUAGCCGCUAUUUUUAUUUGUCUACUACAAAUUUGUUAUAGUUAUAUAAUCGGAAAAAGUAAUGCGUGCCAUUGUACAGGCCGCAACAGUAACUUAACGAAUUCGAAUGAAAAGACUUAUGGAAAGGUGGAGUCGGUUAUUCCUCCCGUACAUUUACAUCAGAACUCUGUAUAUUACAGCGAUCACAGACGUCUAAAGUGUACACCAUCUAGGACUAAAACCUCUUCUCUUGGUUCAACAAAGACACAAAAGGUAUAUGAUUUUCAUGAGAACACAGAAAAGUUGAUGGCAGUUAUAAUGAGCGAUAACGAAGAGACUAGUGACGUCGAAUCUCUGCCGCCUUCAAAACGAGCAGAGAGUGAAGAAAUCCUGAGUAAUAUUAUAUUAGAUGUUGGAGAAACUGUGAGAGCAAAAAGUCCGCCGAAAAUUGAAACGUCUAUAUCUCAAGUAAAAAUUGAAAAAUCACCAAACGCGAAUCGUUUGCAAAUGUAUUCAACGAGUACAAUCACUCAUUCGGAAAUGACUUAUUGCCAAGAAGAACAAGAUACGGGUUCGGUUUGGUCAGUUACUUCGACUUCGGAGCAAUCAAUUACUUCAGACAGUUCAAAAUCUCGAUGCCGUAAAGCGAGAAGUUCGCGUGAUUUAGCGUGGGCAAGACGAGUUGCUUCGAAGGCUUCUCAAGCCAAGUCAAAGUCGAAAAGCGAAUUUGAUGGUAACUCUUUUGCAACUCCGCCAUCCCAACACUAG